This is a messenger RNA of Ostrinia furnacalis (Asian corn borer), 1441 nucleotides long. Its product is annotated as zinc finger protein 26. Gene Ontology annotation, biological process: regulation of transcription by RNA polymerase II. NCBI's taxonomy places the organism in Eukaryota, Metazoa, Arthropoda, Insecta, Lepidoptera, Crambidae. The transcript is spliced from 5 exons. Bases 22 to 1335 code for a protein of 437 amino acids. The record is from RefSeq and is a predicted model, not a curated record. Gene Ontology annotation, molecular function: DNA-binding transcription factor activity, RNA polymerase II-specific; sequence-specific DNA binding. Gene Ontology annotation, cellular component: nucleus.
GUUUAUGUUUGAAAUACAAAAAUGGCUACAGAUAGAAUGGAUGCAAAUAAUUCAUCACAAAUUAGUGUUUGUCAGACAAAUCCUUUGCCUGCUGCAAACACAUUGAAUCCUGCACAGUAUACAUUUUGGGAGGAGGAUUUCAACGCCCAGUUUAUGUGCCGAGUGUGCAAGAAAACCUUUUACAAUGCCGUCGCACUUCACAACCAUAUGAAUAUGCAGCAUGAUGGCAAUGAUACUAAAGUCGAGGAACCGGCCACCAGGCGGUAUAUUGAUCAGAAUUUUAACGAUUUAUGCGGUUUUAAAUUUAUACCAAUAAAAAGCGAGGAUGAAGCCAACUCUACUCCCGUGCACGGUGGGCUCACGUCGAGGGUGUUCGAAGAAGACACCACCUUCCUGAUCGUCAAGGUGGAAGGGGCUGACGUGGACUCCGAUAGCACUAAAAAGUCCACCGAUAGUGCUCCUAAGAGGACGCACGCCAAGCCACCAGUUGACUUACGGGGCCCAUUCACUUGCACAUUUCCAUCGUCGUUGCGUCCAGAUCUCCAAUGCCGUCAAAUAUUCUUCAACUGCUGCGACUACUCGCUUCAUUACCGCGAAGAACACACCAAGAGAAGAAAAGCGGCUCUUCGUUGUCAAGUCUGCGAGAAACGCUUGGACACGGAUGUUUACUCGAACAACGUUAUAGCAGCACAAAUCGCAGUCAGCCGAUUCACUUUUUCGUGUCGCGUAUGCGGACAAACGUUUCUCGAUAGCUCGGAAUUCGAUGAGCACAAUCGCCUCGUUCACGCCAAGACGAAACCGCACCAAUGCUCUAUUUGCGCGAAGCGGUUCACCCAACAAGGAGGCUUGCAACAGCACAUGAGGAUGCAUACCGGGAUCAGACCCUUCGCUUGCACGUUCUGUCCAAAAGCUUUCACCCAAAAGGCGGGCUUGGACCAACAUCUACGAACACAUACCAAAAUAAAGCCCUUUAAAUGUGUUAUUUGCAACAAAUGCUUCUCGCAGUCUGUGCAUUUGAGGCAGCAUAUGCGGACUCACACGAACAUCCAGCCUUUUGAGUGUUCCGUGUGUGGCAGGAGAUUUAAGCAGAGCAGUCAUUUGAACUUCCAUAUGCGCUCGCACGUAGGCCAAGCUGGUUCGUUCGUCAUGGAACGGUACGCUCAAGCCGUCCAACACACAAACCGAAUGGAGUUUCUCAAUUUGGCUAACCUUCAACCAGUACAAGACGGGGAGACGAUGUACUAUGCAGCCGAGUUAGCGGAGAUGCCGUCGCAUCAUAACCCUUUUGUAUAUCAACCUCAAAUCAUAUUACCAGAAAAUGUGCUUUCUCUAUAGAGGAAAUGCUUACUUGCUUUAGGUACUCAUACAAUGAAGUGUUCAAAUUAAAAUGCAUGAUGUCUACUGUAAUAAUAUUAUGGUGCAUGAUUUGAUUGAAAUACUA